Messenger RNA from Cyprinodon tularosa, 1568 nucleotides. It is a transcript of the gene hwa, whose product is annotated as huluwa. The coding region runs from base 198 to 1139 and encodes 313 amino acids. NCBI's taxonomy places the organism in Eukaryota, Metazoa, Chordata, Actinopteri, Cyprinodontiformes, Cyprinodontidae. The record is from RefSeq and is a predicted model, not a curated record. The transcript has 3 exons.
GACAAGUAACAUUUUUGAUCAUUAGUUAUGGGGAGUAAUGUGAUGAAAAUCGUUAUUUGUGUAGAAUUUCCCGGACCAAACUUAAAGUAACCCUACCUGAUUGGAAGACUGAAGCACCUGUGUGAACAGCGAGUAGGUGAAGAACCAUCGGAUAUCUGCGUUUCUCUAAAUUCCUCCGCCAUGCGCUUGGGAAUGAAAUGUCGCAAAUACGUCAGACCACCCCACAGACUCUGACUGAAGGUUACCCUGUGACAAACCUGACCCUAGUUGUCCUGUUGCUCAUUCCCUGCGUGGUUAUUCUUCUCCUGUUGAACUGUUUCUUCUUGGGCUACAAGAUCCUGGCCCUGUCAAAGAAGAGCAGCAGACAGAGGAGAGGGGACACGGAGGACAUGCUCCUGCGCUCCACCUUGCAAAGACUGAGAGUAUCCGACGUGGCCUUUUCCCCACUGGGGGACGGGAGGACAGCCUACAUGUCCCUGUCCGAGCCCGUCCUGUCCCACCCAGUCACUUCUUCAAGGGCCUCGUCCAGAGAUGGGGCCGGGUUGACCCACAGGAUCAGGCUGCUGAGGCCUGAUGGUGCGACUGGCUCUGGAUCCUUGAGGGCCCCCAGCACCAUCCGCGCCGCGUCCUCCGCGCAGGGCUUCACCCCCAGGCUCCCCAUCCCUCCCAGCUGCAGGAAGCCGGGCUGGUGUCAGAGCGCACCGCUUUUAUUGCGCUCCAGUGACUCAGAGGCUGAAACAAGAGUCAACCUGGUUCCACCAAACUCUCCCAUGCAUGAAAUGGAACAUAUGGAUCACAUUCGUAGGAGCAGUACUUAUGAAAAGCUGGCAGAAGCAAAGGAGGAGGCUCCUGUGCAUCCGUACGACAAGCUGGUAAUGGAGUGUGAAAACAUCAACCCAGCAUCAGAUAUAUCCAGUCUGAACACGUCAACCGUGGGUCCUGGACUGGACAGCGACUUCGGAGCAAGUGCAGGUGUCUCCCUGCGCAUUUUGUCAGCAGAUAGUGACGGCCUGUCCAACGGACUGCUGUCCUCAGCGCUAGAGUGGGAUUACUAUGACCCCUGUUACGUCAGACAAAAUAAUAUACCCAAACAUAACAACCACAGGCCUGUGAUGCACACAAAACAAUAUUGGGUAUAGCUAGUAGUUUUAUUCGUGUAUUUUUAUUUUAUUUUUUUUACUUUACACGUUUAUUCCACAUAAAAUACCAAUAUGAAUGUUUUAUUUAAAGUUUGUCUUAAAUGUAAUCACUUUAUUAAUCCACUGUAUUUUUGUUGUAGACAGCACUAUUGUCUUAAUGUUAACACCGAUUCUUCACUUAAGUUAAUAUAUUAUGUUUCCUCUGCAUCCUUCACUCAAAAUUUUAAGUUUUUCACCAUUUAUCACAACUGUUAUGGUUGAGUUAAUUUUAAGUUUCACACCUUUUCACUUUCCUGAGGUUUGUGUCAAUAUGUAGGAUGUUAUUCACGCAAAGGAUGGAGAAUGCAAUAAAGCUUUUUUAUAAUAAAUUGAUGUUGUAGUCUAACAUUUUUACUAAGAUUGUUGAAAAGCUUAACCAGACCUAAUGCA